AUUUACAAAAUGCUGAGAGCAGCUUAAAGGUGCAUACCACCAGUCUUUCGGUGAGCUUGCACUACUCGGUAUAGACACACCUGAGAUUUAGAUCUGAUUCAGUUUUUGGAUUGUUCCCUUAAAUGAUCUUUAAAAAUGUAUGAACGGAGUGGAUAUAAAAUAGAUGAAUCACGGUGGGGUCUACAGCCACGGAUCUACCGAAGUCGGUGUUCCGCGGAUUACCGAAUCAGCGUCUAACAAAAAGGAGCCGAACCGUUGGCCAUGCAUCGCUGCGCCAGAGCGAAGAUGAUGGCAGUUCCUCUCAUCUCCCCAAAUACGGUUCCGAAAAUUUUCCAUCUAGCAAACAGAAAUUCCCUGUCAUUCCGACCUUCAUAUACCUUCCUCUCAUCAUCAUCAUCAUCUACGGCUGCGAUUCGUUUGGAUGCCUUGAAUUGCGGAUGGAAGAGGAGCAGCAGUAGUUGCAGGAAGAAGAGGCUGGUGGUGGUCCGUGCGGGCCCACCUAGCAACACCAGUCUCAUCUUCGCAUUCGUCUUCCCUCUCUCCCUCCUCAUUGUCACCAUCUUCACUUCCAUCAGGAUCGCCGACAAGCUCGACCGAGAUUACCUUGAAGAGCUUGCCAUAAACAAGGAGAUAAUGGAAGAGGAUGGUGAAGAUGGAGAUAUGAUCAUUCCUGUAGAGGAGGAACAGGCACCGGCACUUCCACGAUCAAGAAACCGUCCUAAACGGGAAGCUUAAGGGUUCAAAUUGAGUUGAUCGGUUUUGUAGUGUUUUUAUAGAGGGCUGACCAAAUCCAUCAGCUCUUGCAACCUAAAAUGUGAAACAUAAGAAGCUGGUUGGUUCUGGUUUUGUUAUGACAUAUUUUUCUUCAAAAUGUGCAAAUACUGUAAGAUAAGGGAUUGCAAUAAAUUAAAACCAUUCCUUUUUUACUUGA
Magnolia sinica is the source of this 931-nucleotide messenger RNA. RefSeq lists its product as uncharacterized. Bases 262 to 735 code for a protein of 157 amino acids. Lineage: Eukaryota; Viridiplantae; Streptophyta; Magnoliopsida; Magnoliales; Magnoliaceae. The transcript is spliced from 2 exons. The record is from RefSeq and is a predicted model, not a curated record.